Camelina sativa (false flax) is the source of this 583-nucleotide messenger RNA. RefSeq lists its product as uncharacterized. NCBI's taxonomy places the organism in Eukaryota, Viridiplantae, Streptophyta, Magnoliopsida, Brassicales, Brassicaceae. Gene Ontology annotation, biological process: protein transport. The record is from RefSeq and is a predicted model, not a curated record.
GUAUCUGAUAUGUUCUGUUGAAUCACAUCGGAAGCGAAGAGAGUGUAUGGUCAGACAAUCUCGCUCAGAUAUAGCUCAGCUCCUUUCCAAUGGCCGCUUCUCAGAAGCUCUUCCAAAGGCGAAACAAUUCUAUGAAGAUGAGCGAAGGUUAUUGGCGUACGAUCAGGUCGACAACUUAUGCGCAUCCAUCAUGCAGAAGCAGAAUAUAUCUAUUUUAAAUCGUCAAAGCGAUGUUCAUCUGUUACCAGACAUAGUUAAAGAAGCAGUGGCCGGAAUGAUAUUUGCUGCAUCAAGAAUCGGGGAGCUUCAUGAGCUUCAAUACAUAAGGAGCCUGUUCUUUGUGAGGUUUGGGAAUGAGUUUGACAAGGACUGUGUAGAUUUGCGCCGAGGAAACGUCGUGGGUUCGGAGAUAGUCAAGAUUCUAGACACCAAGUUGCCGCAAGAAGAAAUUAGAGACAUUGUAAUGGAACUUUCUGGUAAUGAACUUGGCAUUGGUGAUUCUGAAGCGGAGAAGAUGAAAAGCAUUGUUAGGAGAAAGUUGCUGCGUUCAAAUGUUGGAGAGAUUGAAGGAAGAGAUCGAUGA